UUAUUUUUUUGCUUUUAUUAAAUAAAUUAUUAAUGGAAUAUUCGAUUUAUUUACUAUUGUUUAUUUAUCAUCUAAUUAUAUAUUAUAAAUUAUUUUUUGUUUCAGUUGUGAUGCCUUGAAUUUGAAAUCGAUGCUGAGACAGCAGAAUGGCUCAAUCCACCCUCCUCAUUUUAGCCACCUUAGUGACUCCAUUAAUCAGCGCCCUUGAUACCUCGCAAUGUAUAGCACCGAUGGGAAUGGAAUCGGGCAUGAUCCCAGACGAAGAUAUUUCAGCUAGCUCUUCCUUUGACAGUGGAAACGUAGGCCCUCAACAUGGAAGAGUCCGGACAGAAAACCACGGCGGGGCCUGGUGCCCGAAACAGCAGAUUACGACUGAACCGAAGGAAUGGCUAGAGAUCGACCUACACUCUGUACAUGUUAUCACUGGAGCGGAGACCCAAGGGAGGUUCGGCAACGGGCAAGGCCAGGAAUUUGCCGAAGCGUACGUCCUGGAGUACUGGAGACCGCGGUUGGGGAAGUGGGUGCGCUACAGGAACAUCAAAGGCAAAGAGGUUAUAGAGGGUAACAAGAACACCUACCUGGGAGCCAAGAGGGACCUGGAUCCUCCGAUUUGGGCAAGCAAGAUCAGGUUCUACCCGUACAGCUUCCACCGUCGGACGGUUUGCAUGCGGGUGGAAAUUUAUGGAUGCUACUGGAAUGAUGGCAUAGUCAGUUAUUCGAUGCCUCAAGGAGACAAAAGAGGUCCUGCCUGGGAAUUCUUCGAUGCCACAUAUGAUGGCCACUGGGACUCGGAACUCCAGAGAGGUCUCGGUCAGUUGACGGAUGGUAAAGUAGGACCAGAGAACUUCAAGAUGGGAUACGACUAUGGCAAAGGCGCUGGAUGGGUUGGUUGGAGAAACGAUACCAGAGCCAACCAACCGAUUGAGAUUAAGUUUGAAUUCGACAAAGUUAGAGAAUUCAACUCCGUUCAUCUCUACUGCAAUAACGAGUUCACCAAGGAUAUACAGGUGUUCUCAGAAGUGAAGAUCAUGUUCAGUGUCGGAGGUACCUACUACUACGGCGACCCGAUAUCAUUCUCUUAUAUGGAGGACAGGAUCUUCGAGUACAACAGGAACGUGUCCAUCAAGCUCCACAGGCGGGUGGGUAGGUUCGUCAAGCUCCAACUCCACUUCGCUGCCAGGUGGAUCAUGAUAAGCGAAGUAACCUUCGAUUCAGCUAGUGACCUCAAGAAAGUUUUCACAAAGCAGGUCGCCAUUAGGAAGGAGGAGGGCACGGAGAUAAGAAAAAAUUCCAUCAUCAUCUCCAUUUCCUCCGGGGCGCCUAUCAUCACGGAAUAUCUCGUGAUAAGAGCAGAUCCUCCCUCUACCACCGCCCUCACAAAUAAAUUACUCAACGUCUUUCCUUUUCCAAUUCUGACCAUGGCACAUAGUGAAUUCCCAUCAUAUCCGGAAGAAGAAACAAAAGUUGGUGGAGGGCUCCUGGAGAACUGGCCAGAUGUUGCACAUGGAAACUUCACUCCUGAGUUACCUCCGAACCACGAGCGAUUACCCGUCCAGAGUGAUGUCUUCAUCGUGGACAAAGAGCAAAAUCGGCCGCAGUCCGAAAUACCUGUUGCGAAACAAGAUGACCACACCUACAUGGCUGUGAUCAUUGGUAUCCUGAUGGCCGUGAUUAUCCUCCUGGCUGUGUGCAUCUUCCUCAUCGUGUCUCGACAUCGACAGAGGAAGUGUUUCGCCUCGCCCCUGGCAGCCAAAAGUGUUCUACCUGGAGCCAUCAGCUCUGCCGGAAGCUCUUGCGGCACUGAGAAGGCCUACUCCUCGAAGGGGACCCUCCCGCUGGGCCCGGACACUGCCCUCUUGAUGGACAUGAAGAGUGACGAGUACCAGGAGCCUUACCAAGCCCUCAAGUACGCUCCUUACUAUUCUUACAGCACCGUUGUCAUGGAGAUGAGGGAUGCGCUGGACAAGCAGCCUCACCCGUCUGAUACAUCUUACGACUACGCAGUCCCGGAAGUGGCUAACAAUACUCUUCCCUUAUUGAGCGGAGAAAACCCACCUCUACCAUUAGUUCAAGAUAACAAAGAAUCCUUGUACCACAGUAAAGGCACAUCAAGAUCUAAAGAGGACAAGACGAAAAAGACUCCCACUCCUCAGGAUGUCCUUACCGCACUUAAAAGGAGGCUUGAGCAGACAUCUGUGCCUGAAUUCCCAAGACAUCGCCUUCGAAUGGUCACUCAGCUUGGGGAAGGAGCUUUUGGAACGGUUUAUGUAGCUGAAGCUGAUGGAAUUCCAGAAUAUGGUCUUAAUGCAAGCUUAGGGAAGAGGCUGGUAGCUGUGAAGUUCUUGCUGAGAAAUGCUACUGUUAAAGAAAAAUUUACUUCAAAUACACUUUUCAAGAUGUCUGGUCCUCCAGUAUUAUUUUAUGAUAAUUUAUGUGACUUUUUCUUGCUUUUAAAUGAUCGUGAUGUUCGCAUCCUAGGAGCAUUGGAAGAUGUGAAUAUCGCUCGUGUUCUCGGGGUGUGCUGGCGUGAAGAACCAUUCUGUGUUGUGAUGGAAUAUCUCGAACAUGGAGAUCUCACUCAGUUCCUUAAAACUCAUGUUCCUGCUGAGACAACCCACACACUUCCUCUAGGAGUCAAAACAUUAAGUUUCAACUGUCUCCUCUACAUGGCAACGCAGAUAGCAUCAGGCAUGAGAUAUCUGGAGUCCCUGAAUUUUGUUCAUCGGGAUCUAGCGACAAGAAACUGCCUUGUCGGUAAAGCUUAUCAGAUCAAGAUCUCAGACUUUGGGACUGAUAAUGAAGCCUAUGCUAGUGACUACUAUAAUGUCAAUGGAAGUAUGCCUCUUCCCGUACGUUGGAUGGCAUGGGAAUCAGUAUUUAUGGGUAAAUACACAACUAAGAGUGAUGUAUGGUCAUUCGGUGUUACUCUUUGGGAGAUCCUUUGUCUCUGCAGAAGGAGACCGUUCGACUCGCUCACUGAUGCCGAAGUGGUCGAGAAUCUAGCUCAUCUUCGAGAUGAGACUGGUGGGUUCGAACCCCUUCCCAGACCACCAGUUCCUUGCACAAAAGAUAUCGCAGAUUUGAUGGCUGAGUGUUGGAGGACUUCUGAAAUUCAAAGACCUACAUUUUGCCAGAUACACCUUUUCCUCCAAAGGAAAAAUCUCGGGUAUGCGCCUGUUUCGUGAAAUUGUUUUGAUGGUUGAAGGAUUUAUUUAUUUAUUUAUCAUAAAUAACUUUUUUUUAUUAACUGAUUCCAAUAGUGGAAAGAUCUGCUCCCUUCAUUGUAUAAUAAAAAUAUAAUGAUUAAGUUAAUUUAAUUAGUUUUUAAAAUAACUGUUUUCAUCUUAUUUACUACUGAAUAAUAGAAUGGUAAGUAGCCUUCUAGAACUUUAUAAGCUAAGGUUAUCUCUUUUCAAUUGAUGAGAAUUUAACUAACAUUUUCUUCAGCGUUUUUAUAUAAAAUAGUACUCACUAUUUUCCUUUAGAACCACAAUUUUUAUCGGCUACCUUAUCACUUUUUCUCAAACUAAGUUUUAAUGUGUCAUUACAGAUAUUAAUAAUAUACAUCUGCUUUACAUUGGUAUUAUAUGAUGAGUGGUUAUUUUUUUCUUUGGGAUCAGUUAUAAAAAAGAAAAAAAUUAAAACAAGUGGCUAGUAAUACAUAGUUUUGAAAAUCCUAAAAAUUGUUUUCCUGUAAUAAACUUAAUGAGUUGAUGAAGCUAUUUUCCUGUCAGAUGACGACUUGUUUUAAAUGAAAGCAUGACCAAAAGAAAAAUAUUUCUAUAUGUACAAAGACUAUUGAAAUGAACCUUUAUGAAGGUUUACUAAAUAAAAAUGUAACUCUCCAUUGUUAUAUUAAAGUUAUUAUUGUAUAUGACAAUGUAUAUUUUGUAAAUCACUAUAUGUAUGUUGUAUGUAAAAGUUUAUGAUGUAAUCUAUUAUUUUUUAAAAAUAUAUAUAGUUGUGAUUUGUAUGUAUUCUACCUUUUGUUCAGUGCUUUUUUUUAUAUAUGUUUUCAUUUGCAUGAAAAAAUUUUAUAAUUAGAAUUGAUGGCGUUCUGAUAUUGUUUGUUAAUUAUACAUUUUUUUUAAAUUAUGCUGAUUCCUGAGUCUAGUUACUUUUAUCAAAUUUUCAUUAUAUAAAACAAUUCUUUGUUUUUCAUUAAUUUAAAAUCGCUGAAUAGUUCUGUAUUUAUUAUAAUUCAGAUAAAUGGAGUUUUGAAAAUGAAUCUUCCUCAUUUUUAUGUUUUGUAUUCUGUAACUUAGUUUUAACUGGUAUCGAUGUAAUCUUACACUAGGGAAGAACUUUAAUGCUCAUUUGUAACUUGUGCUUAAGCAUUUGCAUGUACUAAAUUUAUUUCAUAGCACCAGUUUAUUGUGCUCUGUUUAUAAUGUAAAGUGAUAUUAAAGACUUGCCUGUAAAUAAUUUGAUAUAUGCAUUAAUUUUAGGUAGUUAUAUAACUGAAAAUAAAUAUAUACAUUAGUACAUAUAUACAUAUAAAAUAUCUAAAUGUAUGCACUCAUCUAUAUAGUAGAAUAAUGUGCAUUUUAUUCUUUUGUAAAUAAUAAGAAAAAAUCAACAUCGAAUUAUUAAAACUAAUUGAAUUUUCAGAGAACACUAUGAGAUCCCUCUUAUAUCACCAGCUUGAAUCUUAAGCUUGUGCGAAUUUAUUUCUAAUUAUUUUUAUUGUACCAGUUGUCUAAUAUAUUUUUGUUUAUAACCAGUUGGUAUAGAGGAUAUUUUAUUCUAAAAGAGAAGAAAUUUUAUCACCACAAUUGAUCUUUUGAAAUGUUUUCAAUUAUAUAUUUUCUUAAUGAACUUCUUGUUAAAUGCUAAUUAUAGCAACUGGUUCCCUAUUUGGGGAAAGUUGUAUGACCAAUAUAACUUCUAGUUUUGUGCGUAGAUCUUUUAUUUUAUUGCAUAUUUAUAUAUGUACAUAUAUAUAACACCAGUGUAAAGUAAAUAUAUUUAAAUAAAUGAGUUGUAUCACUUUUCAUACUUGACAUAUUGUAUAAUUUUUAGAAUGAUUUUAUGAGGAUGUCAAAAAUACAAAGCCAUGGACAGAUGAGGAUAUCUAUCAAAUAUUUGUAAAUAAAGUAAAUAUUAUUUAUUGAGAACAUAUCUAUCUAUUUGAAGUUUAUUGUGAGACAGGGAACAGAACAGAUGAUAUUUUAAUACAAAAUUAUCGAGAAAUAUAAAUGACAAUAAGAUAUAGUAAUGCAGUUUGUACAAUUACUAUUAACAAGCAAUUUAGAGUUUGAUAAAUGAUUAUGUUAUUUAGUUUGUUGAUUGAUAACACAGGUUAAAGCUUUUUAGAAUCAUUAGCUUAAAAAUAAGUGUUUUUAACUAUUUAGAUUCUCUAGUUUAUUAGUGAUUUAUUCCAACUUUUUAUUUAUUUUCCAUUUUGUUCUUUGUUUAAUCCAUUGGCUGAUAAAAAGCGAUGCAUUGUGGUGACAAUCAUACUGACUGCGAGAAAAUUCUCCUCACAUUUCCUCUUAAGGCAUUUUUUAGUUUUCUCACAUCUAGUAUACUUGUCUAUCGUUUGAUAUGUUAGCAAUGUGUGGAUGUUUUCUUGACAUCUUAUUCGCAGUUAUAACACUGUUCGAAAUUUGUAAUCUUAAGGUCAGUUGUAAACUAAUAAAUCUUUGUAUACGUAAGUAUCUACCCUUUCUAAAGGAUACUCCUCUAGCUGUAUUGUAUUCUCAACUGGUGUUUAAAAAAAAAAAAAUUAAAUGAAAUAAUAAUUGAAGCUAAAUGUUUACUGAGGCAUGUUGCUUUAUAGACUAAGUAUCAGAUCGUAUUUUCAAUGUUAAGUUUUGUAAUUUAUAGAAUGUAUAUACCUUUGUGAUGUAUGAUUUGUAUUAAAUAUUGAUUAUGUGAUAUAUAGCAAGCCAAUCAUAUUCUUAUGUUUGGUUAUGGUUUCCGUAAGCCUACAAUUGUAUAUAAUACUAUAUAUGAAUGUGGUAAUUAGUAUGUGUUUAUGGUUUAUUAUAGUAGGACCAUUUUUAGUAUUUAUAAUUAUACAUAUUGACUAUACGGUCGAAUGAGUUUAUUUAUAAAUAAUUCUGUAUUAAAAGUUUAAGUUAUCAAUCCUAGUCAUAAAAUUAAAAAUAGAUUUUUAACUGAUUGUAGAUUUGCGUGUUCAGCGAUGAGACUCUUGUACAUUUUUAAUGUUAUAUGUAUAUAGUUUAGAUAAAUGGUGUUUUGAUUGACAUUGAUAACAUCUGAUGUCUAUAUAUGUAUGUAAGUCUAUAUUUGGCUAUAUAAUAGUAGUUUUGGCACGAUUAGACACCUCAAGACUUUACGCACGAAAAAACAUCGACAUUAAUAAGUAAAUAAAUUUAUUGACUAUUUUCUUAAAACUUAUCGACGUGCAAAAGCAUGGAUCGGUGUUUCUCUUUCACAGUGAUUAGGGUCUAUCUAAGUGCACAACGACCUAUCUCGUGUAACAAAUUAUUUAAAUAGUUAUUUAUUUAAUGACUACAUAUCAGACUGUAUGAAAUUUAUUCUAUUAUGUUUCAUUCGGUUUACUUUUUUGUACUUUCUCCAUUCGAUGAAAAGAAUGGCACUAAUUAUUAUUUAAUAUAUUGUAUAUUGGUCUUGAUUAGAAAAUGACCAUACUGUUUAAUAAAAAUGAAAUAAACAGUUAUUGUUCA
Molecule: messenger RNA, 6656 nt
Organism: Nezara viridula (southern green stink bug)
Lineage: Eukaryota; Metazoa; Arthropoda; Insecta; Hemiptera; Pentatomidae
Source: the annotation of a GenBank genome assembly